Molecule: messenger RNA, 1891 nt
Organism: Oryzias latipes (Japanese medaka)
Lineage: Eukaryota; Metazoa; Chordata; Actinopteri; Beloniformes; Adrianichthyidae
Product: E3 ubiquitin-protein ligase XIAP-like
Biological process (GO): negative regulation of apoptotic process; positive regulation of protein ubiquitination; regulation of cell cycle
Cellular component (GO): nucleus; cytoplasm
Molecular function (GO): cysteine-type endopeptidase inhibitor activity involved in apoptotic process; ubiquitin protein ligase activity
Source: RefSeq, a predicted model, not a curated record
CUGCAAAACAUCCUUUCAACAACCUCUAUUGAGUUGGGUUCCAACUUGUUUUGAACUACCUAAAUCCAAUCAUGCCACCCCCUCUGCUCAAUUUUUACAGUUUCAGUACAAUGUACAAAUAAAUGCUUCUAACGGUUGAAAUUGUGUAAGUUCUUCAAAAAGGCUUUCAUGCUCACUUAAAUAUUAACAGGUGAUGUAAAACCAGUCUUUAAAGGGAUUAGGCAAUCAGCAACACUAUAUGAAGAACUCUUUAUGUGGAAGUGUUUUCCAUUGCAGACUUGUCAGUUUGUUAUACUUGUGGGUUUUUUUUCUUCUAAAUUUUGCACACGUAUUGUUUCCGAUAUGCCUCCACUGAUGGUCAUGUAGUUUCUUGUACUAGAUCCCUUUUCUUAUAAAGUUGAAAGAGGACCUUGAAAUUUGAAAGGAUCAAAAAGCUUUAAAUAAUAGUGUAGGACACCCUUUAUAACAUCAAGUACAGAAUAAAAUGGCUUGGGAUGUCCAAUAGGUUCCAAACAGUGGGGCAAAGGCAAGUGAUAUAGCUUCAGGGUUAUUUAAGGUUACUUAAACAACACUGCAGUGGUAGUUCACAAGGUGGCAAUGGUGAAACUAGCAGCAGCAGUCAUAUGAAAACUCCAGGCUUGCAGCAAUCGGAUGCCAUUUCUUUAAAGAAAAUUCAAACCUAGUUUCUUUUAAAGCUGCACAUUUAUUACCUUUCUAAACAAAUUAAUGUCAUCAGUAAUGUCAUUUUCAAAAGGUUAAAAUUAAACAUUUUCUUGACACUUUCAGAACACAAACUAAAUUAUAAUAUACUUCCUUAAUAACUAGGAUGUGAAUGAAAAAGUUGGCAUGAGGUUCUCAAGGAAAAUUCCUUCCCAAAGCCCUUAAACAUUUACUUGCACUUCCUUAAAUUCAGAUGCGUCAUCAACGUGGGUUUUUUUUCUUAACAGGCUUGGUGGCAGACUGUUUCAUCAGUUCUUGACUGAAAUUUACCUGCUGAAGAUCCUUACCUGAAACCUUCAAACAAGAAUAGAAAGGUUUCCUGAUCAAGGUGGCCUCUCCUCUACCCACAUGCUUCUCUGUUUUCACUGACCAAAGAGCAACAGAAGAUCUGAUCUGUCAUUCAAGCUUUGAAGCAAUGGUUGAUAGGAUACCUUGCAUUGUGAAACAGCUCAUGAAGAGUGAAAAAGCUCGUCUUCAAACAUUCUCCUCGUGGCCUUUUACUGAUCCGCAAGAUCUGGCUCAAGCCGGCUUCUUCUGUGUGCGAUGGAGCGAUCUGGUGCAGUGUUUCUGCUGUGGUGGAGAGCUGAGUGGCAGUGAUCUUAAAGAUGACGCCUGGAAGGAACACAGCAGAAGCUUCCCCCACUGUUUCUUCAUUCUUGGUCACAAUGUUGGAAAUGUACCACUCCAGAUGGAUGAUGAGGGCUACCCUGAGAAAGGAUGUCCUCCAUGCAUGAAGACUUUAAAGGAGAGGCUUAGCAGCUUUGAUGAUGUCCAACACCCUGUUGAUCCUAAGAAACUUGCUGAAGCUGGUUUCUACAGCACAGGAAAAGGAGAGGAGGUGUUGUGUUUCUCUUGUGGUGGCGGUUUGGAAAACUGGAAACGACAGCUUGACCCUUUCCAACAACAUGCCAAACACUACCCAGGGUGCAAGUUCCUGGCGACUACAAAAGGUCAAGCAUUCAUCAACAACAUCCAGCUACAUAGGCACAAACGGCAAAAAAAUAGUGCUGCUAUUAUUCGUAAUGUUGCCUCAUUGUGAUAGAAAAAUGGAGCAAACCACUCUAGAACUGGGCAUUUUGGAUUUCAUGACAAGAAUGGAGGGCACUCAAUCACAUCUUUUUUCCUUUAGAACCCCCUUUUUUUUUAAAUAAUAAAAGAAAAUAAAAAUUUU